Molecule: messenger RNA, 3099 nt
Organism: Trichoplusia ni (cabbage looper)
Lineage: Eukaryota; Metazoa; Arthropoda; Insecta; Lepidoptera; Noctuidae
Exons: 4
Coding region: 1494-2936 (480 amino acids)
Source: RefSeq, a predicted model, not a curated record
UGAACCGAAUACUGUUCGCCAGAAGGCAAUAUGUAUGCCUCCCGGCGCCGAACGCUAGUUAGCUGGUCAGAACGAUACUUGUAUUCCCAAAGGAUCAAAUGAUGAGAGACUGCCGACUGAAGCUACAUAACUUAAGGAAAUAAUAUUACUGAAUAUGCGAUAGAGAAUAUAGCAUCGUUUGGCGGAUAAAGAAAAUGUCUAGGUUGUUUGGUAAUUUUUACUAAGGGUAAAUUAAGAAUGGGUUGGAGAGAGGAUAGGCAAUGUCUUAAUUUAAAAAAUGGUAUGCAAAUGAAGACUGAAACCUGUACUACCCGUACUACUUGCAUUUAUAUUAAUUUCUAUCGACCUUGGAAAAUUCCAUUCCAUCCAGAAAUAUUCACACCCGUAACAACCGUAUCUUAAACCCAAUUAUAUUUUUUAGUAAUACAUCAUACUUGAUAAUUUUAACCACCUAGCUAUGACGCUUCCUGAGAUAAAGCCUGGUGACAAACGAACCAAAAGACAGCGGGGCAAUAAUAGGUACGAACCCCUUAACGGACAACAGUCUACUGCCCUCCUAUAGUCAGAAAUUGAUUUCACAUAGAGAAGGGACCUUCCUACUUUGACUCUCUGGAAGUCCUUUUCUGAAAUAGACCAAGUUCUUUUUCAUAGAAACAAAUAGAGCCAAAACAACCAAUAUUGUUAAUACAGUCCAUUUUAUUACAGUUAUAAUUCUAUCUAACACCGCGAUCACUACGCACUACGUACGUGAUCCGUGAGUGAAAUUCGCGCAGGGAAAAGACACGUCCUAAGACAUUCAUUAUGCCUCAAUAAAUUCACUAUUUCCAUUAUACUACGAGAAUAUCGGUAUUUAUUUGGUGUUGUUCUUUCAUUUCGAGCUGAUUUGUGUAAAUGGGUAUGUUGUGACACUUAUCGCUUGCAGUAUUUUCAGGGUUUAAUACAGAGAGUUGUAGUGUGAUAAUGUGGUUGGAUGUUGUCUGGCGUUUAGCGGAAUUCGUAAUUCCAUAUGUACAAUAUUCUGUAUCUCAUACUUGUCUCAUCUGAUUUUUUUUUUAUAUAACGCUUGGUUUUUUUACACUUAGUUAGUUUUAUUUUGAUAACAUUACCACUAUAACUCUGCUAAGACUGUGUAGAAGGAAUGUGGUUUGGGAAAUUGUCUAAUGGCAGCCUGAUUUAUUUUUCCAGCACCGCUUUUUAUAGACACUCUGAAUGUACCUAACUUUUGUUUUUUUUCUUCGGGUGAGUAAGUGGGUAGUGUCACGGACACAUCUUAUACCUUACAAAAUAAAUUUAAAAUUAAGUAUAGAAAUACGGAACGUAAUUAAAAAAACCAGACAUAUUUGCCAAGUGUUAAUGGAAACGCGCAAGCAAUAUUAAUUGAAUGCUGAACCAGCAUUUACAGUAAAGUUAUAAAUAUAAGAGCAUGUCCGCAAAAUGCAAGUGUUAUUACAUAAAUAGGUGUAGGUAUACACACGAGACAAAAAUGACAGAAAAUGGAAUUCCGACGAUGGCACUGCUACGUGAUUGUUAAUUGUUUUGUUUUAUUGCAAUAUCUUGAAGCAAAAACAUUUUCUUUGAACGAAGCCAUCGCUGCCGAGUCACAGUUAGCGGAAGUCUCAGAGCCAACACUUCCGCCGACUCUACCAGCACCUACAAAACGAUUGUCACUGCUUGAGCGACUCGCGUUGAAACCGAAACUGAAGUUAAAGAACCUCUUAAACAAAAAAGACUAUAUAGAAGGCAAGAAAAAAUCUCCACUGAAAUACAGAAAGGCAUUCCGGAUCAAAAACCCUUUAAGACCGAAAAGACUAAAUCUAGCACAACAAGCAAAAUACAAACGAAAAAAUCAGGCAGCGAAACGAGAAAUCAAUGGAAAUGACAAACAACAGUAUAUCCCAUUACUCAAAAGCCUUAGUAUGCUGUUUGAUAAUCUACUCAAUUCAGACGCAAGCGAGUCUCGCGAAAUCAAAACAAAGAAAUUUAAACGAAAUCGAUACUACUCCGGAGAAAAUGAAGUCCCUUGCGAUUGUGCAUCAUCCAAUACUGGGAAAACAAGCGCAGAGCCGCGUGAAAAGGCAAUUACUUCUGCCGCGCCUCCCUCGAUUGAGAUCGCGAUUGAUGCCGCUGAUUCCGCCAUUGCCGAGACUGCCCCCGCCGCGACCUAUCAUCCUACCCCUCGUAACAUCAGCACUUUCCGACAGCAUAAGGACAUACCCGUACUACUUACAAGAGAUACCCCUAGCCCUGGGCGAGACAAUCAUGGACUCAGUACGAGAAGCGGCACCACACAUCACAGACACUUUGAGAGAAAUAUCACCCGGGAUCAUGGACAUCAUGAACAUGUUGCCCCCCUCAGAGAGAAAGGAUUCCGUACAAAAAGUAAUGAAACGAAUACCAACGGUGUUGCACGAAACGGUACAAGUGGCUUUAGAUACACAAGAGCACCUAGACUACGAAUCACCGGAGUACCAGCUGGAGGAAAUACCACCGGUAAAGGCUCGGAAACCAAAAGCUCCAAUGACAGCCUUAGAGAAAAUCGGGUCGAGACUGGAAGAAACGAAACAGCGAGCCCAAAGCCUAUACCAGAAUCUUUUCGAAGGUUACGAGGAUUCGUACCCGAUGACGAAAUCAGCGUACUCUCAGAAUCCCUACAGCCCGAAGAAAUUCGUAAAGAAAGCAACUUCAGUUUCGCAAACCAUAGCACCAGUUAUAAACGAAUCCCUGACAAAAAUGUCACAUUUACCGCAGAAGAUACAACAGUUCGUGAAGGAUAUGAAACAAUGAAACUGGAAGAUCUGAAAGUAGCCAAUCAUAAAGAGAGUAUUAAGAAAAACUCACCAGUCGUGAUCAUUUAUGAUGGGUAUAGUGUAACAAGAGACAAGAAUGGACUGAAUAAGUAUUCUGAGACAACUAUUCGAAUUCAUUCUAAGCAGUAAGGUCUCAAGAACAUAUCCUGAAAGACUGUUCUGAGUUUACAUCGUCGUUGGAAUGGAUUUCAAUCCGUUUCGUAAAUGUGAUGAACAGAAAGACUCACAUAUAUUUUGGACAAUGUAGUAUGAAUGUGUUCAUUUGACAAAUGUAAUGUUACAUUGUCAAGCA